Molecule: messenger RNA, 2862 nt
Organism: Octopus sinensis (East Asian common octopus)
Lineage: Eukaryota; Metazoa; Mollusca; Cephalopoda; Octopoda; Octopodidae
Product: monocarboxylate transporter 14-like
Exons: 7
Coding region: 594-1547 (317 amino acids)
Biological process (GO): transmembrane transport; monocarboxylic acid transport
Molecular function (GO): monocarboxylic acid transmembrane transporter activity
Source: RefSeq, a predicted model, not a curated record
CACACACACACACACACACACAGAAACACACUGAGUUUCAUCUGGUGCCUAUAUCCGACACUAUUAUUUUUGUAUGUGAAAGGCACGACGGAGCGAUUUAAAUGAAUGAAUUAUUGCUUAAUGAAUGAAUGAGCGAUAGAAUAAACUGCUGGUUCGCCGUUAUCAUUACUUCUACUGCUGCUUGCUAGACGUAACACCACACCGUCUUAAACUGCUUAAGAUUAUCGACUGCUUUUCGUUGCAGCUGCGACCGGCUCUGCUAGUCUAUUGUCGAUAUUCUGAAGCAGCUGAAAAUUACUGCUAAACAGGACGUAACGAAUCAGUGUUGACUGUACUUUUGAUUAAUUCUCUCACUCUCGGAUAGAGUAAGUAACGGUUGUACGACUACUACGUUUUCCCCAAACUUUACUACAUUGGCCAUUAAGAUAAUGUGAAUUAUGCCGACAUAAACACAGUCUACAAGGAAAGUUGGCAUUGCAAAUGGAGUAGAUUACAGGAAGGGAAACUCAAGCGAGAGUGGAUUUUCUAAGCAAAUCAGGCUCUUAUAUGAUACAAAGAAAUUAACUCAUUCACCGCUAAAGUGACAGAGAACAAUGACGAAAGGCGAAACGAAAGUUCCCAUUGUUCCAGAUGGUGGCUACGGAUGGAUUGUAUGUAUUGCCGCCCUACUUAGUAAUUGCAUUAUCUCUGGAUUUGCAUUAUCAGCCGGGGUUCUAUUGGUCGAACUUUUAAAGAACUUCAAUGAACCAGUCUCUACGAUAUCACUUAUUCUUUCUCUAAGAACCGGCUUGAAUUUAUGUGUUGGGCCUUUUGUGACUAUUUUGUUGAAACGUUUCACCCACCGUAAAAUUAUUAUAGUGGGAGGACUGAUUGGUUUUAUCUCGCACUUUUCUAGUACCUAUGUCAAUAGAGUUGAUGUUUUAAUCCUAACCUAUGGCGUAUUAGGAGGAAUAUCUUUAGGAAUGUGCUUUUUCGCGGCCAAUGUUAUAGUCGGCCAUUAUUUCGACAAGAAACGUGCUACUGCCGUCGGCAUGGCUGUCUGUGGAGUGGGUCUCGGAAUGUUCAUUUUCAACAAUGUCACUGAAAUGCUACUUCAACAUUAUGGCCUGAAAGGGACACUGCUACUUUCUUCUGGGAUAGUACUCAAUCUGGUUCCCCUAGGAGCUCUGGUACGGCCUUUGAAAUAUAAAACUGUUUCAGAAUGUGAAGAGUUACAGGUGAUAGAGUUAGAUUCUGUGGAGAAGGACGGUGAACAUCUCAAAGGAAAAGAGAAACUGGAAAAUGCAAACGACGAACAUCGCAUGGAACUCUGUCCAGACAAAUCUCCAGAGAAAGAAGGAACAGAAAGUAAUGAUGGAAAAUCUUCGUCGAAAAAUAUAAUGACCAAAUGUCUCUCUUCGAUGAAUCUGGACCUUUUAACGAAUACCAAUAUGCUUCUCUUCUGCAUGAUUGUGUUAAUCUGGGCUAACUCCAAAACUACAUCCCAAUACGCCUCCUUACCACUUUCACCAGACUAUAGAAAACGUCAUAACUACCAAUACUCUUAAGUACUUGUAUGAUUGUAAAAGACACCAAUAGUUUGGUUUUGUGUUAUAUGUGGAAAACAAGGGAGAACAGGAAGGAAAAGUAUCUGCAUUUUAUCAUGAUUAUUAUGAUAUUAUUAAAAUAAUAAUUAGAAAACGAUACUACAGAAUGACUCCCCUACUUCAGCGUUUAGUUACCAUAAUACGAACUAACUAACUCACGACAAGUCAUAUCAUACUUAGCAGAAACCUAGACUCAGUGAUUUUCGGUGACUAGUUUUGGUGUCACAUAUUAUUCUGAAUUUAAAUCCAACUGGGGUUAGCUUUUUCUUUCAUCCGACUAGACCCAAAGAAAGAAUUAUGAUGUGAUAUAUACUCGAGUAGAUAUAAUCAAAUAUUUCUCAUCCUCUACAUUCUUCAAAAAGUAUUGAAUACAGCCCUCAAGCGACUGUCAUUCCAUCCUUUGCAAUUAUUGAUAUUAAACCUGUAAAAGAGCGGUGGCUUGACACCAUCGUUAGAGUGAUGGGGAAAAUGUCUUGCGGUAUUCAGUUGCAUUCUAUUACAUUCUGAGCUGAAACUUGCCGUGUUGACUUUGCUUUUCAUGCAUCUGGGGUGGAUAAAACGUAUAACUGUUGAAUAACGGAGUCAAUUCCAUAAAUAUUUCUCUUAUCCUCUUAUCGAAUUUAAAAAUCAUUAUCGAAUUAAAAUUGCAAUAGUUGCUUAUAACAAGAGAGUUCGAUAUAUCUAUUCGCAAAAAUUCUUACUAUGGUAAUAGCAAAAUUAUGAAACAAUAGAUCAAGAGAGAGUUUGGGCAGUAAUUUGAGCGCCACCACUUCAUAGUAAUAUCUGACUUCUUGUUAAAUUAGAUAAUCGUUGUUUGUGAUGAUAUAGUGAUGUAUAGUCACAGAUAAAUCCUGUCCGAAUAAGCCUUUGAUUAAAGGUAUUUUAACUCUAAUAAUUCAGUGAUUCCAGGACUCCGUUUUCUAAUGCCUUAUUCUUUGUCGUUCUUUUUUCAGAGGGGGUAGUUGUAAUUUAAGAGCGAUUUAAUUGUAUUAUUUCUAACUGGUUGAAGACAUCACAGAAUAUCUUCUUUUUCAUUCGUUUCUGAUAUGUUGCGGUGUUAAAUGCAUUCUUUAUCUCUGAAAACUUUUGAUUCCUUUCACUCACCUCGUCUUUAAGUGGUUAGCUCACAUUAAUCCUUAAGUAGCAUAGGGUUGGUUUCCUGGUUUCUCUGGCGUAUAUAUUCUUCCCAGGAUUGGACGCCGGUCCAUCGAAGGUUUAUUCAAUUUUACCAGCUGAGUGGAUUAAGAGCAACGUGAAAUGAACUGGUUUGCUCAAG